Solanum lycopersicum (tomato) is the source of this 1449-nucleotide messenger RNA. It is a transcript of the gene TCP6, whose product is annotated as TCP transcription factor 6. Gene Ontology annotation, molecular function: sequence-specific DNA binding; DNA-binding transcription factor activity. Gene Ontology annotation, cellular component: nucleus. The record is from RefSeq and is marked validated. Gene Ontology annotation, biological process: regulation of secondary shoot formation. NCBI's taxonomy places the organism in Eukaryota, Viridiplantae, Streptophyta, Magnoliopsida, Solanales, Solanaceae.
CAGAAGACUUUAAUGCCAUUAAGAGAUUCUUGUGAGCUGCAAAAUCUGACUUGAGUUCAAUUUCAUCCUUCCUCAAUUCCUUAUACAUAGAUAUCUUUUCAUCCUCAACGCGUCCCAAGAAAUAGUGUAUCAGAUCAACAGCAACAACAACAACAGAGACAUCGAGGAUUCAGUCUUUUAUAUAUCUAUUGAUCAAUGAUGAAGAAAAGAGUGAUUAGUACUUGAUCAUUAUGAACUCAAGAAAGCAAGAAACUGGUUCAGGGGUUGAUACCAACAACAGUAAAACAACGUCAACGACUACUGCUACUACUAUUCCAUCAAGUUCUUCUUCAAGGCAGUCAUCUUCAUGGGGAGGAGGGUUUAAAAAUCCAAGAAUAGUACGCGUAUCGCGUAGUUUUGGAGGGAAAGAUAGACACAGUAAAGUGUGUACAGUAAAAGGAUUAAGAGACAGGAGAAUAAGGCUUUCAGUACCAACAGCAAUUCAAUUGUAUGAUCUUCAAGAUAGGCUUGGGUUAAGCCAACCAAGCAAAGUUGUAGAUUGGCUAAUAGAUGCAACUAAAGAUGAAAUUGAUAAGCUUCCACCUUUACAAAUACCACCACCAUCACUCUCUCAUUUCUUCAGUACGAAAGAUCAUCAUAAUUUAGAUUUCGUUGAUACUGGAUUAUUUGGAAAGGACAGGUGGAUUGCUACUACAAAUGAUCAAGAGAGUAGUAAUCAUUUGAUCUUUCAAUCUUCUAAUUUAGGCAUGUUAAACACCUUCAGUAAUAGUUGGGAACCUAAUUCAAAUUUAUCAUUAGGUCCAUUUGGAAAUUACCAAGAUCAAUAUCAACAACAACAAAAUAUGCCUUUAAUUCCUUCAAGUUCUCAUCAUCAACAACAACAACUAUAUUUUUGUCCAACUAGUAGUAGUACUACAACAUUGUCAUCUCUUGUUCCUCCAUAUAAUUCCCAUUUCCAUCCAAAUUCGAUCGCGCCAACCCUUCAGUUAACCACUUCUCCUGUGAAAUCUUCCUUCAGUUUACAAGAUCAUCAUCAACACAACCAUAAAGAAGGCAGUGGUUCUUAAGCAUAUUAUACAGUAAGACAUUAAUUAUUAUUCUAUAUAUCUAUCUUUUUUUAUGUUUAUAAACUUUGUUAUACCACUAUAUAUAUAUGUGGUGAUUAAUUAGUAUAUAUAAUUUGUUAGAAGCAUAAUUUUGCUUACUUUGAAAUUAUUAAGUGAAUGCACUUUGAGUUAUAGAUUAUUCAUGUGAAUUGUAAUCUAUGAUGAUUAGGUGCAUCAUGUAGUCUUUAUAUUGUAAUUUAGGUGCAUUCUUUUGUAAUAUUUUAAGUUUAGAAUCAUCAUUUAGCAUAGAUUAAAAAAAAAAAGAAGAAGACCUUUUAGUUUGUAAUGUUGAUUUUUACAAGUGUGAAGGUUUCCUAAUUAAUGAUUUAAGUGUGUUUAAUUU